AUGGCCAAACCAACCAAAUACAGCCACCUGCCGCUCUCAACCUCGGGCCCGCAAGACUGCGCCCUCACCGGCGCCGCCCUGCUCCGCAACCCCUACCUAAACAAAGGCACAGCCUUCAGCGCCGAGGAGCGCGCAACGUUCGCCCUGGCCGCCUCGCUGCCGAAACAAGUCGACACGCUGGAGCAGCAGCUGCAGCGCGCGUACGAGCAGCUGAGCACGCACCGCACGCCGAUAGGCAAGAAUGCGUUCAUGACGAGCAUGAAGGCGCAGAAUGAGGUGCUGUACUACCGCCUCAUCCAGGAGCAUUUGAAGGAACUCUUCCCGAUUAUUUACACGCCUACGGAGGCGGAUGCGAUUGCGGAUUAUAGUCGCUUGUUCCGGCAGCCCGAGGGGUGUUAUUUGAAUAUUGAGGAGGCGGAGGGGAUUGAGGCUGCGUUGGAGAGGUGGGGCCCCGCGGAGGAUGUGGAUAUCAUUGCUUGCAGUGAUGGGGAGCAGAUUUUGGGGAUUGGAGAUCAGGGCGUCGGCGCGAUUCUGAUUUCCAUUGCGAAGCUGGUCAUCUACACACUUUGCGCGGGGAUCCAUCCGAACCGCGUGCUGCCGGUGGGCUUGGAUGUGGGGACGGACAAUGAGCAUUUGCUGAACGACGAUUUGUACUUGGGACUGCGCAGGCCGCGCGUGAGGGGGGAGGAGUACGAUGCGUUCAUCGAUCGGUUUGUGCAUGCUUGUCGGAAGAAGUAUCCGCGGGCGUAUAUUCACUUUGAGGAUUUUGGGCUGCACAAUGCGCGCCGCAUCCUGGACAAGUAUGCGCCGCAGAUUGCGUGCUUCAACGAUGAUGUGCAGGGGACGGGGGCGGUGACGCUGGCGGCGUUGUAUGCUGCGCUGCACGUGGCGAAGCUGAAGCUGAAGGACUUGCGGAUUGUGAUGUUUGGGGCGGGCACGGCGGGGACGGGCAUUGCGGAUCAGAUUCGAGAUGCGAUUGCGGUGGAGAGCGAGAAGUCGAAGGAGGACGCGGCGCAGCAGAUCUGGUGUGUCGACAAGCAGGGCGUGCUGCUGCAGAGUCAGAAGGACGACCUCACGCCUGCGCAACAUCCGUUUGCUCGACCGGACGACGAGUGGAAGGACAGCGAUGCCAAGUCAUUGAAAGAGAUUAUCGGGAAAGUGAAGCCGCAUGUGCUCAUCGGGACUAGUACGAAGCCGCGGACGUUUACGAAGGAGGUGGUGCAAGAAAUGGCCAAGCAUGUCGACCGGCCGAUCAUCUUCCCGUUGUCCAAUCCUACAAGGCUUCACGAGGCCGAUCCGAAGGAUCUCCAUGAGUGGACGGAUGGAAAGGUUCUGACAGCGACGGGCAGUCCGUUCCCGCCGGUGACAACGAAGGACGGCGGGAAGCGAGAGAUUGCAGAGUGUAACAACAGCACCAUGUUCCCCGGCAUCGGGCUCGGGGCCGUGCUAAGCAGAACCAAACGCAUCACGUCGGAAAUGCUGGUAGCGGCAGUGAAAGCGCUCUCCGCCCAAGCGCCCGCUCUCAAAGACCCCGAUGCCGCACUGCUGCCCGACGUGACGGACGUGCGGGAAAUCAGCGUGCAAAUCGCGGCGGCGGUGAUUAAACAGGCGAUCAAGGACGACAUGGCGCAGGAAGCAGACAUCCCGACGGACGACGGGGACUUGGCAGAGUGGAUCCGCGAGCAGAUGUGGGAGCCGAAGUACCGGGCGUUGCGCAAGGUGGACAAGCAUGUGGCGGAUCGCGUUGCCAAGGGUGAGGCUGGGAGUCGGGGGGCUGCGGCGGUGCAUGAGUAG
Molecule: messenger RNA, 1794 nt
Organism: Neohortaea acidophila
Lineage: Eukaryota; Fungi; Ascomycota; Dothideomycetes; Mycosphaerellales; Teratosphaeriaceae
Exons: 2
Coding region: 1-1794 (597 amino acids)
Biological process (GO): malate metabolic process; pyruvate metabolic process
Cellular component (GO): mitochondrion
Molecular function (GO): malate dehydrogenase (decarboxylating) (NAD+) activity; NAD binding
Source: RefSeq, a predicted model, not a curated record